Molecule: messenger RNA, 645 nt
Organism: Naegleria lovaniensis
Lineage: Eukaryota; Heterolobosea; Eutetramitea; Acrasida; Naegleriidae
Exons: 3
Coding region: 1-645 (214 amino acids)
Source: RefSeq, a predicted model, not a curated record
AUGACCACCAUUUUCAAAUUGCAAGACGAUCACAUCAAUGACCUGGUCUCGAUCAAUAAAUUAACAACGGAACAAUUGGAGGAGCUUUGCAAGUUAUCGGUAGAUUUUAUCAUCAGCGGAUCUGUGAAAAAAUCAAUUCAACAAACAGCAGCCAGUUUGUCUUUGGACAAGGAUGAAUCCGAAAAAACAAUCACUAGUUUGUCAUACUUGUAUUCCGAUUGUGCAAAAGCUAAUUUAGAUUCAAGCAAAUUUCAAUUAACUAUCUUUGACAUUCCAUCACUCGCCGACAUUCAUGCCAAUAUUUUACUGAAACACUAUGAACAAAACUUUGAAAAAUUCCGUACUCUAUUUACAAAGGCAAACAGCACUGAAUCAUGCUAUGGACUCAGUACAAUGCCGCAAUAUAAGGAUCUUGAGUGGAGAUUUGAAAUGGAAUGUGAUAGACGAAGUGUCCGACAAUUAUUGGAACCUUAUUUCACUCUCAAGCUCAUCACUUCCACAACAACUGGCGAUGAGAAAAACACCCAAGCUCAAUACUUUAACUGUUCCCUUCAUGAACUGAAACACAUGCAUGAUGUAUUGGGAGAGGCAUUAAAGGAAAUGAAAUCUCCACACACCAGAAGAAUCAAAUACUACAUUAAAUAA